Molecule: messenger RNA, 5336 nt
Organism: Ipomoea nil (Japanese morning glory)
Lineage: Eukaryota; Viridiplantae; Streptophyta; Magnoliopsida; Solanales; Convolvulaceae
Product: pentatricopeptide repeat-containing protein At3g18110, chloroplastic
Exons: 5
Coding region: 99-4487 (1462 amino acids)
Molecular function (GO): protein binding
Source: RefSeq, a predicted model, not a curated record
AAAAAAUCUUCAAUUACAGGUUCGCUCUCCUGAAUUCAUGUUGUCUUUGGAAUUGAAUUGAUUCUGGGUCGGAGGGGAGGGGAAUAAGUUGAGAAGCCAUGGCGUGCAGUGCAGGCGUGUUGAGCUUUGCUACACCGCUAAUGCAAAAAUCCAAGGUACGCCAAAGGCCUUCUACUUCUUCUUCUUCUUCUUCUUCUUUGGAUUGCACAGCUUCGACUUCUUCUUCUGCUUCUGCUUCUGCUUCUGCUACCAGUACUACAAGUACUGAGCAAGAUUCCAGAAACAAAUUUAGUUAUAGUAGAGCUUCUCCGUCUGUGAGAUGGCCACACUUGACAUUCACCGAUACCCAACGCAAUUCACAACGGUUCCAGUCUCCUCCACUCACCCCAAUCGAAAAUGAUUCCGCGUUUGAGAUAGAGGUGAAUGACGAGAGCCAGGAGGAGGAGGAUUUGGAUGGGGGCAGGACUAGGGCUAGGAGUAGGACUAAGGCUAAGAAAAUGACGAAAUUGGCGCUGAAGAGGGACAAAGAUUGGCGAAAGAGGGUUCAAUUUUUGACCGAAAAGAUUUUGCAGUUGAAAUCCGAGGAGUUUGUGGCCGAUGUGUUGGAUGAGAAGUUGGUGCAGAUGACCCCCACUGAUUUCUGCUUUGUGGUCAAGUGGGUUGGGAAAUCUAGCUGGCAAAGGGCAUUGGAGAUUUACGAGUGGCUUAACCUUCGCCACUGGUAUUCUCCCAAUGCUAGAAUGCUGGCUACAAUACUGGGCGUGCUUGGGAAGGCCAACCAGCAAGUGUUGGCUGUAGAAAUCUUUACUAGGGCAGAGCCAACUCUUGGUAACACUGUGCAGGUGUAUAAUGCAAUGAUGGGUGUUUAUGCUCGAAACGGCCAAUUCCUUAAAGUUCAAGAAUUGCUUAAUUUAAUGCGCAAACGAGGUUGUGAUCCUGACCUUGUGAGUUUCAAUACUCUCAUAAAUGCCCGCCUCAAAUCGGGGCCUAUGGCACCAGGUUUGGCAAUUGAACUUUUAGAUAAUGUUAGGAGUUCAGGGCUUCGCCCUGACAUAAUAACAUAUAACACUCUUAUCAGUGCUUGUUCGCGUGAGUCAAACUUGAAGGAAGCUGUAAAAGUUUUUAGUGAUAUGGAAACUAAUAGAUGUCAGCCUGAUUUGUGGACUUAUAAUGCUAUGAUUUCAGUUUUUGGAAGAUGUGGUCUGGCUAGUGAAGCUGAAAAGAUUUUUAAGGAUCUGGAGUUCAAAGGGUUUUAUCCGGAUGCAGUGACGUAUAAUUCGCUGCUCUAUGCAUUUGCAAAAGAAGGAAACCUUGAAAAGGUUAAGGAAACCUGUGAAGAAAUGAUAAAGAUGGGGUUUGGAAAGGAUGAGAUGACUUAUAACACCAUGCUGCACAUGUAUGGAAAGAAGGGCCAACAUGAUUUGGCUCUGCAACUUUACCGAGAGAUGAAGUCUUUGGGCCGAGAUCCUGAUGUAGUUACAUACACUAUUCUUAUUGACUCGCUAGGGAAAACAAAUAAGAUGACAGAAGCUGCGAAUAUGAUGUCAGAGAUGUUAAAUUCUGGGAUUAAGCCAACUGUGAAAACGUAUUGUGCUUUGAUCUGUGGUUAUGCAAAAUCUGGGAGGCAAACGGACGCAGAAGAGAUGUUCAAUUGCAUGACACGUUCUGGUAUCAAACCAGAUCGCUUGGCAUACUCUGUUAUGCUGGACAUGCAUUUAAGGUCUAAUCAGACGAAGAAGGCAAUGUUGUUAUAUCAUGACAUGAUAAAUGAUGGAUAUGCUCCUGAACUUUCCAUCUAUGAGUCCAUCCUAAAAGUAUUGAGAAAAGAAAAUGAUGAAGAAGGUAUUCAAAAAGUGAUCACGGACUUGGAAGAACUGUGUAAUUUGAGUCCAGAAGGCAUUUCAUCUCUACUUGUUAAGGGGGAGUGUUAUAAUCUUGCAGCCAAAAUGUUGAAGUUAUCCAUAACACAAGGUUAUAAACUGGACAAAGACAAUUUGUUGUCUAUUCUGGGAUCUUAUAGUUCAUCUGGCAAUCAUUCAGAAGCUAUAGAGUUACUAAAUUUUGUGAAAGAGCAUGUAGAAGAAUCCCAGAAGUUUCUAAGUGAAGCAAUGAUUGUCAUGCUCUGCAAAGCUAACCAAUUGACUGCUGCUUUGGAUGAGUACUUCAAAAGUAGCAACUACAGUUCACACAAUGGUAGUUUUGCAGUGUUUGAGUACCUCAUUAAGUGUUGCGAGGCAGAUGAACGAUUUGCUGAGGCUUCUCAAAUAUUUUCUGACAUGAGAGCUAGUGGGCUGGAACUUUCUCAGGAUGUUUACAGAACCAUGGCUACUAUCUAUCUGAUGAUGGGUUUCCCAGAGACAGGUCAUUAUUUGGUCAAUCAGGCAGAAGCACAUGGCAUUCCUAUUGAUGAUGUUUCCAUUUAUGUUGGUCUAAUUGAGGCUUAUGGGAAAUUGAAGCUACUAGAAAAGGCUGAAGAUGUUGUGGCAACUCUGAAGCGGAGGUGUAAUGUUGUGGAUCGCAAGGCUUGGAAUGCAUUAAUACAAGCUUAUGCUGUAAGUGGCUUGUAUGAGAAAGCAAGAGCAGUUUUCAACAGAAUGAUGAGAGAUGGUCCCUCUCCUACAGUGGAUACCGUCAAUAGUCUCAUGCAAGCAUUGAUUGUUGAUGACAGAUUAAAUGAGCUAUAUGUUGUGAUACAGGAACUACAAGAUAUGGGUUUUAAAAUUAGUAAGAGUACCAUCAUUUUGAUGCUUGAUGCAUUUGCAAAGGCGGGGAACAUAUUUGAAGUAAAGAAAAUAUACCAUGGAAUGAAGGCUGCUGGGUAUUUUCCUACCAUGCAUCUUUACAGAGUGAUGAUUGGGUUAUUGUCCAGGGCAAAACGAGUUACAGACGUUGAGGCCAUGCUUUCUGAGAUGGAGGAAUUAGGAUUCAAACCUGACCUUUCAGUGUGGAAUUCUAUGCUCAAGUUAUAUACUAAAAUUGAAGAUUUCAAGAAGACAGUUUAUAUAUACCAACGAAUUCAAGAAGCUGGACUCAAACCAGAUGCAGAAACUUACAACACUUUGAUAAUUAUGUACUGUAGAGAUCGUUGUCCAGAGCGAGGUUUUUCACUUAUGCAAGAAAUGCGACAGCAAGGUUUGAAUCCUGAGAUGGACACUUACAAAAGCCUCAUUGCUGCAUUUUGUAAAGAGCUGAUGGUGGAACAAGCUGAGGAGCUCUUUGAAUGCCUGAAGUCAGAGGGUCAUAAACUUGAUCGCUCUUUCUAUCAUUUAAUGAUGAAAAUGUAUCGAAGCUCUGGCAAUUCUUCUAAAGCUGAACAGUUAAUACUGAAGAUGGAGGAAUCAGGAAUUCAACCUUCCACUGCAACAAUGCAUUUGCUGAUGACUUCUUAUGGGAGCUCAGGACAUCCUAGAGAAGCAGACAAAGUGUUGAAUGAUUUGAAGUCAACUGGUGCAACUCUGAGUACAUUACCAUAUGGUUCAGUUAUUGAUUCUUAUCUUAAGAAUGGAGACUACAAUAUUGGCAUUCAAAAGCUUAAAGACAUGAUUGAAGAGGGUCCAGAACCAGAUCACCGGAUAUGGACCUGCUUCACUCGAGCAGCAAGUUUAUGUGAUCAUAUUAGUGAAGCCAAAAUUUUAUUAACUUCUGUUGCAGAUGCUGGUUUUGAUCUUCCUUUAAGGCUUCUGACCGAGCAGUCGGAAUCACUAGUUUUGGAGACUGAUCAAUACCUUGAGCAAAUUGCAUCUACAGAAGAUGAUGCAGCAUUUAACUUUGUCAAUGCUUUGGAAGACCUAUUAUGGGCUUUUGAGCAACGAGCCACUGCUUCAUGGAUAUUUCAGUUAGCAAUUAAGAAGAGCAUUUAUCGUCAUGAUGUGUUCAGGGUGGCUGACAAGGAUUGGGGCGCUGAUUUCAGAAAGCUAUCUGCUGGAGCUGCUUUGGUUGGUCUAACUUUAUGGCUUGACCACAUGCAGGAUGCUUCGCUGGAAGGUUUCCCUGAAUCCCCAAAAUCUAUUGUACUAAUCACUGGUACUGCAGAAUACAACAAGGUUUCUUUGAACAGUACAUUGAAGGCAUACCUUUGGGAGAUGGGCUCUCCAUUCCUCCCUUGUAAAACCCAAACAGGAAUUCUGAUAGCCAAAGGUCAUUCCUUACGGAUGUGGCUGAAGGACUCCCCAUUUUGUUUGGAUCUUGAGUUGAAAAAUAGAACUAUUCUGUCUGAGACAAAUUCGAUGCACCUUAUUGAAGGAUGUUUUGUAAGACGUGGACUUGUUCCAGCAUAUAAGGACAUAACUGAGCGGCUUGGGCUGGUACCCCCUAAGAAGUUUUCGAGGCUUGCUUUACUGCCAGAUGAGAAAAGAGAGAGAGUUAUUAAUGCAGACAUUGAAGGGCGAAAAGGAAAAUUAGUCAAGUCUAAUAAAACUGGGAUAACAAGAAAGAAGAAAAUCACAAACUUUAGGAAGAAAAGGCUUCUUAGGAGGACUCAUCCAUGAACAUCACAGGAUGGAGUCUUGAUUGCUUACUGGAGAAUAAAAUGCAUCUCAGUUCAGUAUGUCUGGAAAAUUCUGUCAGAGAGCCAGUGGUGUCUAUUCCUGCUUGGGAGGACAAGCGCUUUUGCUGCAGAGAUUUAGUCCCACCCUGCAUAAUCCGUUUGCAUAAUGAAGCCGAAUAGUUACUUGCAACUCCUUUAGCUUCAAGCUCUGGAAAUGUAACACUUAAGCAUGCUAUCAUUAGCCACCACCCGCCAGUAAGGUACUGGACUUGUGGCUGUUUUCAUCAUGUCUGUUGAAAACUUUGCAGGAUGGAAAUACCCCUCAUCGACUUUUCAAAUAACUCAUAAUUCCUACUUUGCUGGAUUUCUAGUGUGUAGAUUGAUCAUCUAACUUGUCUCUAGUAUUCUCUUCAGUGUAUAUAUCACUGCUCCAGCAGCAGCAGGAUCUGGGGUUCAUGGAAUUAAGGGUUACUCAAAUGGUGGGCUAUGACAGCUGGUUGAUCUUGCCUCCAUUUGCUGGGGACAUUGGAAGACUGAGCUGAUUCUGGUUUAUUACAAUAUUUAGAUUUGAUAGGAAAUGCAAUUUCUUCUCCUUGAAAAGAUAGAAAUCAUACUAUAAUAUCUCCACAGGAUCGAUCCCUUGACAUUUGGUUAAGGAUGGAUGACAGUGCCUCCCACUCAACCGCCCUCCAAGUUCAACCAAUUGCUUUGUAGCAUGUCUUUUAAUUUUGCACUCAUUAAUCAUUUUGUUUGUCAGUUGUUAUUUGCUAGUUGUUUUAGUCUCUAAUUAUUUAUCAGUGUAAUAUACAUCAUUAACUCCACAAAAAAGUUACUCCGUACAAUUUUAAUA